AUGGGCAACGGACUCGCCCCGUGCUUCGCUCCGCGCUCGCACUCCGGCACUGUAAAAUUGGUUUUCUGGGGCAGCGGCGGCGCGUCAGAGUCGCUGUUGCCCCCGCGGGAUCGGCCGCUCCUAGCCGGGGAGCUCAUGUUCGAGUUCCCCGACCGCGUGCUCUGCCGCGCCGAUGCAUUCUAUGUCGGCCGCCCCUUCCCCAUCCUCUCCUUCGACGACGCGCUCCUCCCGGGCCACACCUACUUCGUCCUCCCGCUCGACCGCCUCCGACCGCCGUCGGCCGUCGUCACCGUCGCGUCCCUCGCGUCGCUGUCGCCCGCCGGCCUGCCCGUCGAGUUCGCGGGAGCGCAGUGCAGGCCGUUCGAGUACGUGAGGGGGCACGACGGCAGGAUGGCGAUCAAGGUGGUGCCGGAGUUUAUCGCGAGAGUCAUCACCGCAGGCGGACAAGAAGGAAGCGAUCGUCGGCAUGAGACGGCAGCAGCAGCGACACCUCUGUGCAGCACGCCGGAGCUGCAGAAGCACUACGCGCAGCUGGUCGGGUUGGCCAGGGAGCGGCCGUGGUCGCCGCAGCUCGAGACGAUUAAGGAAGUCACGAACAGCACUAUUUUUUCUAAAAACCAAACGAACAGAAAAUACUUUUUCAGACAGAAAACUAGAUAGUUUUCGAUAAAUCGAAGACCCCCUAAGAUUUUGUUGAGGGGUUUGCCUAGGAGCUUAAGUU
Molecule: messenger RNA, 721 nt
Organism: Ananas comosus (pineapple)
Lineage: Eukaryota; Viridiplantae; Streptophyta; Magnoliopsida; Poales; Bromeliaceae
Exons: 1
Coding region: 1-660 (219 amino acids)
Source: RefSeq, a predicted model, not a curated record